GCGGUGCCGGCGCGCGGCGCGGACGCCGCUUCCAGUGCGGUAGCCACAGCGAGCGGCUGGGCUGAAGCCCCACCCAGUGCGGAGCGCGCCGCCCGCUCCAGCGCCUCCGCCCGCCCGCCCGCCGAGCGAGCCGGCCCCGGGCCAUGUACUCGGGGAACCGCAGCGGCGAACAGGGCUACUGGGAGGGCGGCGGGGCCGCGGGCGCUGAGGGGCCGGGGCCGGCGGGUACGCUAAGCCCCGCGCCACUCUUCAGUCCGAGCACCUACGAGCGCUUGGCGCUGCUGCUCGGCUCCAUCGGGCUGCUGGGCGUCGGCAGCAACCUGCUGGUGCUGGUCCUCUACUACAAGUUCCAGCGGCUGCGCACUCCCACGCUUCUCUUCCUGGUCAACAUCAGCCUCAGCGACCUGCUGGUGUCCGUCUUCGGAGUCACCUUUACCUUCGUGUCCUGCCUGAGGAACGGCUGGGUGUGGGACACCGUGGGCUGCGUGUGGGACGGGUUUAGCAGCAGCCUCUUCGGUGCUGGUUCAAGUCCUGGCUGCUCCACUUCCAAUCUGGCUACCUGCUGAUGGCCUGAGAAAGCAGUAGAAGAUGGCCCAAGUGUUGGGCCCCACACCCACAUGGGAGAACAGGAAGAAGCUUGUGGCUUCAGAUCCGCCCAGCUCUGGCUGUUGCAGCCAUUUGGGGAAUGAACCAGCAGAUGGAAGGCCUCUCUCUCUCUCUCUCUCUCUCUCUGUCUCUCCCUCUUUCUCCCUGUAACUCUGCCUCUCAAUUAAAUAAAUCUUUAAAAAGAUACCCAGAUGAAAACAUAUCAUGAGUUAAAUUAGACAUAUUAGAUUUCUCCAGAAAACAAGUUCCAUCAAAUCUUCAAGGAAAUAAAGUAGGAUAAAGAAUUUGAGAUCCAAUUAGUCUAUCAUUCAAGUAUCAACUCAACAAAUAAUUUUGAAAAUGAAAAAUAUCAGCAUUGAAAGUCCUUAUUAAGAUGAAUUUUCAGAGUAAGUCCCAAUCAAAGGACUAGCAAUAAGCAUUUGUGUUUUCAGUUCAUGGAAGAUAUGUUUUUUCUGUUUAGGAAAGAGUUCAUUUUUAAAAACUGCCUUUUCCUGCCAACCUAGUUAACUGAAAGACUAAAAUUGAAAGCAAUGUAGAGAUUAUGGUCAGAGAACAGGAAAGAACAAUAGCCUUGGAUUGGAGACAUGCUAUAAUUGAAGUGAAAGAUAUGGGAAGGGAAGAAGGUGAGAAGUUAGUCUAAGCAUACUAAUGUAACCUUUCAUACUUUUUGUCAAAUGAUAAAAAGCAAUACAUUUGUAGAAGUUAAUACAAAUAAACAUGGCAUCACCAAUGUGUCUCAUUUAGUCAGUCAUCCUGAGAACAAAUGAAAUGAGAGGAUGGUGGGUUCAGAAGUACUUUUUUGAUAUUUAGCGUUCUUGAUUCUCACAUGGACAGUUUUGAAUUUACUGUAUAAAUUGUCUUUGGCAUCAAAUUGCUGUUAGUUCUACUUUUAAGUUAACAGACUGUGAUGAUUUCAGGGAGAGAAUGUGAUACCUCUUUUACACAUUGCUAUUCUGUUAGUUAAGCUUGGGCUGCUAUUCGUUUUGCCCUUCUUUUAUUACCUCUUUGAGGUUAAUGAGACAUGUAAGUUAUUUUUCAGGUAAAUAUUCCAUUAUAAUUCCUUAUGGGAAAAAUAGCUUAGUUCAAUGAAUUUAACUUAUAAUGACUGGCCGGCGCCGCGGCUCACUAGGCUAAUCCUCCACCUAGCAGCGCCGGCACACCAGGUUCUAGUCCCAGUCGGGGCACCAGAUUCUUUCCCGGCUGCCCCUCUUCCAGGCCAGCUCUCUGCUGUGGCCAGGGAAGGCAGUGGAGGAUGGCCCAAGUGCUUAGGCCCUGCACCCCAUGGGAGACCAGGAGAAGCACCUGGCUCCUGCCUUCGGAUCAGCGUGGUGCGCCAGCCGCAGCACGCCAGCUGUGGCGGCCAUUGGAGGGUGAACCAACAGCAAAAGGAAGACCUUUCUCUCUGUCUCUCUCUCACUAUCCACUCUGCCUGUCAAAAAAUAAAUAAAUAAAUAAAUAAAACUUAUAAUGAUUAACUGUGGAUUGGCUAUCAAUGCUUUUAGUCUCUGAACACAUUUUUAAAUUUUUGUUUGAGAUAUCAGUAAUAUACAAAAAGUUCCAGGUAAUUAUAAAGAGACACAGUAUGCUUGGUUAUAAUUUUCCAGUUAUCAAGUCAAAUGGUCCAUAUCUUUGACAUUUAUUUUAUUUAUGUGAAAGGCAGAGUAACAGAGAGGAAGAGACAAAGAGAAGUCUUCCAUAUGCUACCUGGUUCACUCCUCAAAUGGCCACAAUGAUCUGGGCUGGGCCAGGUAGAAUCCAGGAGCCCAGAACUCCAUCCAGGUCUCCCACAUGGGUGGCAGGUACCCAGGCAGUUAGACCACCAUAUACUAUUUUCCUAGGUGCAUUAGCAGGGAGUUGGAUCAGAAGCAGAACAGCUUGGAUUUGAAUCAGCACUCUAUAUAAGAUCCUGGCAUAGCAGGGGGCUGCUUAACUCACCAUGCCACAGUGCCAGCUCUAGUCCAUGGGCUUUGCAUGGACAUACAUUUAUGACAUCAUAGAUUUCAUGUGACUUUUUUUAAAAAAAAGAUAUAUUUAUUUGAAAGGCAGAAUUAGAGACAGAGAGAGAAAGAGAGAGCACUUACAUCUGUUGGUUUACUCCCAAAAUGUCUGCAAUGACUGGGCUAGGCCAGGCUGAAACCAGGGGCUGGGGCUUCUUCCAGGUCUCCCACGUGGGUGCAGGGGCCAAAGGACUUGGGCCAUCAUCCACUGCUUUCCCAGGUACAUUAGCAGGGAGCUGGAUCAGAAGUGGAGCAGCUGGGACUCGAACUGGCUCCUAUGUGAGAUACCGGUGUUGCAGGCCUUGGCUUUAACUGGCAGCACCACAGCACCAGCCCCCAUGUGAUUUUUGUACCUCCAGUUCUUGUAUCUUUAAGGGCUUUCUGUUUAGUAUCAUCUCAGUGUUGGCAAAUUUUAGUGUUAAAAUCACCAAAUUGGAGAUGAGUAUAGUUCAAAUGUAUGUAUUAGGAUAUUUCAAUUUCAAUUCUUUAUAAAAGAAUAAUCACUGUACUGCAAUAUUAUUAAUCAGAAAGUCAGUCAAAGAAAAUAAACUUCAUUCCAAACAGUACACCGUUCAGUAACUGCCAAGGAAAUGGAUAGAGAAAUCACUGUUUUUUUUUAACUCAUGCCAAUUUUCCCCUUCUGCUUCACUGUUGAAACCCAGUUCUGCAAAGUGUGCUCUGGUACAGCGACAUCCAUGGGAUUUUCACCACGUCUCCCAGCCCCUGUCCAUGCUACUUCUUGUUUACUGCUAAGGAUUCUAAUGAUUUACACAUAUUCAAGAUAGGGAUAUGUUGUUUCUGUUACAUCUUCAGAGACUAUUAAAGAUACAUAUGGACAUUCCUGUGAGGAAUAGGAAAUAGUCAAUGGCUACCA
This is a messenger RNA of Oryctolagus cuniculus (rabbit), 3477 nucleotides long. The record is from RefSeq and is a predicted model, not a curated record. Lineage: Eukaryota; Metazoa; Chordata; Mammalia; Lagomorpha; Leporidae.